AUGGCUGAGACUGUAGGGAAAUCAGGCUGGGAAAACAUGGGCGACGAUAACCAAUUCAGGGAAAACAACUAUCCUGAAGUUCUGCGGACGUGGGCAGUGGCGAUUCCGUUAAUGUUCCUUGUUCUGGUAACUGUCACAGGUAACGGUACAGUUAUCGUCAUGUUCUUUCGGAUGACGAAAUUGCGUAAUUUCAAGAACAGCUUCAUCGCAAAUUUGGCCAUUGCCGAUUUUCUGGUCGGGUGUACGGAACCCGUUUCCGUGUUGGAGACUGUGCGAGGAGAGUGGCCCAGUGGGAUUGUCGGAUGCCAUGUUUUCUUGGUGGUUCGGUACUCGUUGUGUUACAUGUCGCUGUGGAGCAUCUUGUUCAUUAGUCUCGAUCGAUGGUGGUCCAUUCAUCAUCCAUUCUCUUACCGCGUACGUCGCAGCAAGCGCCUAGCAAUGUGGGCCAUUGCCUGUGGAUGGACAUUAAGCUUCAUUGUGCAUAUAUUGCCCAUCAUUAGCUGGCAUAUACAAGGAAAUCACAAAAACCUCAACCAGGACAUUCCUACAAACUCCAACACUGACGCCCGAGAAGAGCUUGCCAGAGAGACUUUGUGUUUACAUCCGUUCAGACAAGAUUUUACAUUCACUACCGUGGCUGUUAGCCUGGAAUUCAUUCUAUUACUCCUAGCUCUAGUGUCUCUGAAUGUGAGCGUUUUUGUGAAGAUCCGAAGGCGAAAAGCUACCAAAAUCCGGCGUUCUUUAAGCACAUCGGAAUAUUGCUUUCACAUGUCGAGAAAGUCAUCUUCGGACUCCGAGAACACAAUCGCCGAAGAUGACCACGGUUUUUUCCGAAGACAGGAGAACAGGUUCCUCACGUAUAAACAGUAUAAGCCAAUGGCUCGACGCCAUACGUUGGCACAAGACAUUCUCCACGCCGGCGUUUCGGCGUCACAUUUGGCCCGCUUGGCAUCGUCCAGGAAAGUGUCAUUUGACGUCACUGUGUUGGCACAGCCGCUGGCGCUACGGAAAUCGUCACACCACAGCGUGAUUUCAAGGAACAGUCUUUCACCUUGCACAGGGUACACUCGACGGCAAAGCACGGGUGAAGAACUAGUUCGUGAUUUGAUGAUUAGACAAGACAAGAAAGCAGCUUGCUCCCUGGGCCUUCUGGUAUUUGUGUUGACAGUUUGUUGGGCUCCAUUGUGUGUCUGUAGUAUCAUUUACUCUUUUGACAGCUCUUUCAUACCUGCAUGGGCUUUAGCCGUUACCCAGUGGCUCACCGCCUGUAAUUCCGCUCUUAAUCCGUUCCUGUAUGCUAUUGGGAACGCUGAGUUCCGGAAAGUGAUCAAAUCGUGGAUAGGUUGUGUGGAUACUGGCCCGUUUAAAUACCAUAAGGCGUUUCUGUAUCAUAGUAUACAGUUACCUACCGACGGGGAAAACACUAGAGAACCUACAACGCCGAACUUGUCCAAAGACUGA
Messenger RNA from Liolophura sinensis, 1461 nucleotides. Its product is annotated as 5-hydroxytryptamine receptor 1A-alpha-like. Gene Ontology annotation, biological process: adenylate cyclase-activating adrenergic receptor signaling pathway; positive regulation of MAPK cascade. Gene Ontology annotation, cellular component: plasma membrane. The coding region runs from base 1 to 1461 and encodes 486 amino acids. The record is from RefSeq and is a predicted model, not a curated record. NCBI's taxonomy places the organism in Eukaryota, Metazoa, Mollusca, Polyplacophora, Chitonida, Chitonidae. The transcript has a single exon. Gene Ontology annotation, molecular function: G protein-coupled receptor activity.